AUGGCGCGGCGGCGUGCCGUCGGGUGCCGGAGCGGGUCCCGGGUCGCGCCGCCGGGGCUCGCGUUGCUGCUGCUGCCGCUGUGGCUGUGCGGGGCGGCGGCGGGCGCGGGGCCGGUGUACAACCUGACGCUGGCGGUGGCCGAGGAGCUGCCGGCGGGGACGCUGGUGGGCGACAUCAGCGCGGGGCUGCCGGCGGGUGCGGGGCCGCCGGGCGGCUUCCUGCUGUCGGAAGGCGGCGGCGAGUCGGCGCUGCUGGCCGAUUUUCAGGUGCGGCCCGAUACCGGCGAGAUCCGCACGGCGCGACGUCUGGACAGGGAGCGCCGGGCGCGCUACAGCUUCGCGGCGGCCACGCUGCGUGGCGACGUGGUACGGGUGGAGAUCACGGUGGCCGACGCCAACGACCACCCGCCGCGCUUCCCGCGGGGCAGCCUGCGGCUCGACGUGUCGGAGCUCAGCCCGCCCGGCAGCGCCUUCCGCCUGCCGCCCGCCAAAGACCCCGACGCCGGGCGCUUCGGCACGCAGGGCUACGCGCUGCUGGAGGCGGGCGGCGCGCCGGGAGAGCCUCCGCUCUUCGCGCUGCGCUGCGGUCGCCCGGCGGGGGGCUCCGCGCCCGGCCUGCCGGAGCUGGUGCUGCUGCGGCGACUGGACCGCGAGCGGGCGGCCGAGCACCGGCUGCUGCUGGAGGCGUGGGACGGCGGCAGCCCGCCGCGCCGCGGCCGCCUGCGCGUGGCCGUGCGAGUGCUGGACGAGAACGACAACGCGCCCGUCUUCGGCCGCGCCGAGUACAGCGCGCGGCUGCCCGAAAACGCGGCGCCGGGCACCGCCGUGUGCCGUCUGCGCGCCACCGACCCCGACCUGGGCGCCAACGGCCGCGUGCGCUACGCCAUCAACCGGAGGCUGAGCGACCCCGGCGGCUUUUUCGCGGUGGGAGCGCUCAGCGGGGUGCUGCGGCUGCGCCGGCCGCUGGACCGCGAGGCGCGGGCGCUGCACCGCGUGGUGGUGGAGGCGAGGGACGGCGGCGCGCAGCCCGAGGUGUCGUCGGCGCUGGUGUCCGUGGCCGUGCUGGACGUGAACGACAACGCGCCCGCCAUCCGCCUUCUCUUCCUGACCGAGAGCGGAGGCCCGCGCGUCUCCGAGGCAGCGCGGCUCGGCGCCUACGUGGCUCGCGUCUCCGUGUCGGACGCCGACGAGGCGGACGGCGGUGCCGGCGCGGUGCUGGCCCUGCGCGGCGGGGACGGCGCCUUCGCGCUGCGCCCGGCGGCCGCCGGCGUUUUCUUCCUGUGCGUGGCGGCGCCGCUGGACCGCGAGCGCCGCGAGCUCUACGCGCUGCGCCUGGUGGCCCGCGACGGCGGCGCCCCGCCGCUCUCUGCCGAGCGGGCGCUGCUGCUGCGCGUCGCCGACGUGAACGACGAGACGCCCGCUUUCGCGCGGGCCCGCUAUCGCGCCGCCGUCUCGGAGGCAGCCGCUCCCGGCACGGCCGUGCUGCGCCUCAGCGCCUCGGACGGCGACGAGCCCGGCUCGCCCAACGCCGAAGUACGCUACGCGCUGGAGGGAGAGCCCGGCGCGCUGGCGCUGCUGCGCAUCGACGCGCGGAGCGGCGCCGUCAGCACCCGCGGGCGCCUGGACCGCGAGCGCCGCGCCGCGCUGGAGCUGCGCGUGGUGGCCCGGGACGGCGGCCGCCCGCCGCGCUCCUCCUGGUGCCGCCUCAGCGUCCGCGUGCGGGACGACAACGAUAACGAGCCCCGCUUCCAGCGCCGCGUCUACCUCGGCCGUCUGCCCGAGCACGCCGCGCCCGGCCGCUGCCCGCUGCAGGUCAAGGCAACAGAUGCAGAUGCUGACAAGUUUGGCGAAGUUGAGUAUUUUCUUUAUGAUGGAUUCCAUUAUUAUGAAAAAUCCAGAGCUUUCCAAAUUGAUCCACGUACUGGUCAAAUCUGUGUCUCUCAAGACAUUGACAGAGAAGGAGAUCAAACUACUUAUGAUCUAUUAGUAAAAGCUACAGAUGGGGGAGGGCUGAGUGCCCAAGCUUUUGUUCGCAUUGAGAUAGAAGAUAUUAAUGAUAACAAACCUGUUUUUGAACAAACCAUCUAUGUGACAAGCAUCAGCAGUCACACAGAACCAGGAACAGAGAUCAUCAGUGUUGUUGCCAGAGACAGAGAUUCAGGCAUAUAUGGAGCUGUCACAUAUGAGCUGGUCCCAGGAGAAUUUUCUUCUCUUUUCACAGUGGACCCUACUACAGGAAUUAUUUACCUGAUCUCCGCUUUCAGUCACCUGGCACAUCCUAUGGUGCUUCUGGUAGUUUCUGCACAGGAUGGGGGUGGACUUUCCUCAGCCACCAAUGCGGCUGUCACGGUGCACAUCCUUCAGACCACUUUGGCCCCUGCCAUGUUUGAGAGAUCCCAGUAUGCUUUUUCUGUACCCGAAGAUGCACCUGAAGACAGCCUGGUUGGAGCUGUAAAGGCCAGAGAGCCUCCAGAUUCUUUAGAAGUGGUUUCAUACAGAAUUUCCUCUGGUGAUCCACAAGGAAGAUUCUAUAUUGACUCCCAGUUUGGUAUCAUUCGCAUCAAGAAAGAGCUUGACCAUGAAACCCAGUCUGUUUUCACGCUCACCAUUCAGUCACAGUUGGGAAAGUCUCCUGUUUACAGCAGCGCCCACGUCAAUAUAUCUGUGAUAGAUGUUAAUGACAACCCUCCAGUAUUUCUUACCAGAUCUGAUACGGUAAUUAUUUCACGCACACAGCCUCCUGGCACUGCUGUGUACAUUGCUCAUGCAGAAGAUAAAGACAGCAGCCUCAACGGGGCAAUCAAAUACAGUCUUACCAGCAAUCAGACAGACGCAUUUAGUAUCGAUUCAGGUCUUGGAGUGGUAAACCUCAUCAGAAUGGUGUUUGAGGAUAAACAGCAAGAAUAUACUCUGUACAUAGCAGCUGAAGACCAUGGAAGUCCUCCUCUGAGUUCUUUGCUGUUGUUGACAGUGACUGUUGAAGAGCAGAGGAUGGGCCCCACUUUGGUUUUCCAGAAGUUAGUGUACCAUGUAGAAAUCAGUGAAGCUACGUCUCCAGGUUCCCUUAUCCUUCAGGUUCAAGCCUCCUUAUUUGAUCCGCACCAUGUUAGUUCCAGGCUGACAUAUUCCAUAGAGUCUAGCACAGAUUCUGCUGCAUUUGGAAUCAGGUCUGAUACUGGCUAUAUUUAUCUUCGGAAACAUCUGAACUAUGAAUGUGCACAGAUUCUUAGUUUUAGAGCCCUGGUCAGCACCUCAGAGGAGGAAAACUUCAUGCGGAAUGCAAGUGCAUCAGUAAUAGUAAAUGUCCUGGAUGAAAAUGAUAAUUCCCCUGUGUUUAUGCAUGAGAGCUACUUCUUCAAAAUGGAGGAAAAUGCAAUCCCCAGGGGUGUGAUUGGCACUGUCACAGCUGUUGACAAAGACUCGGGAAGAAAUGGACAACUUUCAUAUUUCCUCCUGUCUGAUGAAAAGUAUUUCAAGAUGAAUUCCAACACAGGUGAAGUUAUAAACUGGGUUGCCUUAGACCGUGAAAAACAAGCACACCACCAGCUGACUGUACUAGUGACUGAUCAUGGGUCACCACCACUUAAUGUCACAGCAACUGUGUACAUCUCAGUGAUGGACGUCAACGAUAAUAAACCUAUCUUCCCUCAGAUUGCACCUGGAAAAGAGCUAAGCAUCAAGGUUUUGGAAGGGCAGCCAUCGGGAAUGCUCAUCACCUCUGUCUUUGCAAAGGACUUUGAUUCUGGGAACAAUGGCACAGUACUGUAUUCAACAGAACCUGGUGCAAGUAUUUUGCCGUUACAGACAAAUAAAAAUGUAUAUUCAAAUGAACACUACUAUGUUACUGUGUUACACUACCAGGUUCCCUUUCCUUUGUGUCCUGCUCCUUCUUACUCAUUAGUUAUGAUGGAGGUAUAUGGUGAGUUGAUGAGGUCUGCAGUAACUGAUACCCAUUUUUCCCAUAUAGAAGAAGAUAUAGGAUACUUCCAGAUCGAUGCUGUCAGCGGGGAGUUGAGAGCAACCCGUCCUCUGUCAUAUGCUGAGAGAUCAAGCUACAGAAUGAUGGUCACAGCCAGGGACCAGGGGAGGCCUUCCCUUCAAGGACAGGCUGUUGUUGAGAUCCAGGUAAUCCCACUUCCCACAGGGAGAUCUGUCUUCUCUCAAGAUUUCAAGCACUUUGUCAUACCUGAAAAUUUUAAACCUGCACAAGUAUUCACUUCUGUAAAGUUGCCUGGUAAUCACCUGACAACUAAUAGGAAACUGUGUUUUAGUGUCUCUGAAGAUGACGAUGAUGUUUAUUUUGAAGUAGACAGUUGGACAGGAGACCUUUUUCUCUACAAGGAACUUGACUAUGAAACAUCUUCACACAUCUUUUUGCAAGUUAUUAUAAAGGAUUACAAUAAUAAUCCCCCACAGAAUAAUACUGUCUUCCUCAGUAUUGAUGUAGAAGAUCUGAAUGAUCAUUCUCCACAUUUUCAAGAUGACUUCAUAGUGAUUGGCAUAGAGGAAAAUGUACCUGUUGGCACUCUGGUUUACACAUUCAAUGCAAAAGACGGAGACGGCAGUUCUCCAAACAGCAAAAUACAGUAUUCCCUGGAAAUGAGUAGCAUCGCUGAAAAUCCAUUUGUUGUUCACCCUUUGCAUGGUACCUUGGUCACAGCAUCCCCACUGGACAGGGAGAUUACUCACUCUGUGAUCCUUACAGUAUCUGCAACAGACCAGACAAUAAAUGUGGCUGAUCGCAGACGUGAUUCUCUGACUGCAAAAAUUGUUAUUCUGGAUGUCAAUGACAACAGUCCCAGCUUUAUAUCUUCACCUCUUUGCUAUGUCAUGGAGGAUGCCGACGUGGGCCUCCUUGUGCACCAUAUAACUGCAAAGGAUCCUGAUGAGGGAAGAAAUGGACAUGUUAUGUAUCACUUAAUUUCAGGCAAUGAAAACGGAUCAUUUAUAUUGGAUGAAAUCACAGGACUCCUAAGUACAGCCCAGCUCCUGGACCGCGAGGCUCAGGAGCACUACAGUCUGACGGUCAUGGCUCUUGAUGAUGGCAGUCCAGCCCUCUCCGCAACACAGGUUCUAACUGUCCUCGUUCUUGAUGUGAACGAUGAGAGCCCAAUAUUUCUGCAGCAGCUUUAUGAGACUGCAGUUUAUGAAAACCGGGAUCCAGGGGAGCUGGUCGUAAGAGUGGAAGCUGUGGAUAGAGAUGCAGGACAACAUUCCUUGCUUCAGUAUGAUAUCCUACCAGGACCUGGAUAUGAGAAAUUCAGGAUAAAUUUGGACAGUGGAGAGUUGUUAACAACUGUGUCACUGGACAGGGAAACCCAGGAGGUUUACAGUAUUAAAGUUUUGGUUCGAGAUGGUGGAACUCCAUCUCUAUCAAGCACAGCAACAGUUAUCUGCAAAGUGCUGGAUGAAAAUGAUAGCUCUCCCAAGUUUUUCUUUCCUGUCUUUGAGAUUUGUAUUCCAGAGAAUCAACAGCCUUCAGCAGUUUACGUUGCCAGGGCUGCAGACAUGGAUGCUGGCAAUAACGGAGCUCUAAGAUACAAAAUAAGUGGUGGAAACGUUGGAGAAUACUUCACACUAAACAAUACUUCUGGAAAACUGUUGGUCACUCGUACCUUAGACAGAGAAGAUGUCAGCAAUUUUACUCUUGUAAUUGAGUGCCAUGACCUAGGCAGUCCACCAAGGAGUUCCACUGCACUGCUGUACAUAACAGUCCUGGAUGAAAAUGACCACAGCCCACUGUUUGAAAAGAACCAGUAUCACAUCUCUGUGAGAGAAGACCUAGAGGAAGGCACAGCCAUCCUGGACCUCUUUGCUUCUGACAGAGACAACGGCCCGAAUGGUGAAGUUACAUACUCACUCAUUGGAGACACUUUUGGAGCGUUUGCCAUUAACAGUGUAACAGGCUCCAUAGUUACUACAAGGGUGCUGGACAGGGAGGUGAAGUCCCAGUAUACGCUUAGGGCUGUGGCGAGCGACUGUAGCUCCCAUUUGCCAAGAAGCAGUGCUGCCAGCAUUGUGGUGCACAUCGAUGAUGUCAACGACAACAAUCCGGUGUUUCUGCAGAGCCCCAUCAGGGCCUUCGUGCCUGUUGAAACCACAGUGAAUGAGACGGUAGCCACUGUGAGAGCAGAGGAUGUGGAUCUGGGGCCAAAUGGAGCUAUUGUUUUUAGUUUGUUGGCAGCAGAAACUUUAUUUGAGAUUGACUCAGAGACGGGUGACAUCGUUCUUCAGGAGCCCUUGUCUUCUGAAGACUUCAGUACACGGCUGCUAGUGAUGGCUUCAGAUCAAGGUACCUCACCUCGAACAGCAAUGACUCUGGUCAUUAUCUUUACAAAAGAACAAGAGGAGGAGAUUUUGUUCAGCCAUAGCCUGUAUGAAGCAAGCGUGCCUGAAAACAGUGCAGCAGGUACAUCACUUCUAACUGUGGAAGCUUAUGAACGCAAAUUUACUGGAGAAAGCAUAAAAUAUAGCAUCCUUGGUGAAGAGGAAAGCAUAUUCUCCAUACACCCCAUUACAGGUAAACUUGUAUUUUCCUUAUUGUUUCUGUCAAGUGUCUGUAGCUUAAAGACUGUGGCCUUGUCUGAGGCCUGUUUAGAGGGCAUAGCACCUCCAGAAAUUGCAUGUACAAUCACAGUAAAGGAGCCGAAGUUUCUUGAUUAUGAACUUAAGCAUAAAAUACAUCUAUCAAUCUUGGCUGAAAAUAAUUUGAAUUCCGCGCUAUGCAGAGUUACAGUAUUGAUACAAGAUGUUAAUGACAAUGUACCUAAAUUUGAACAAAGCUCUUACAAAGCAUCAAUAUGGGAAGGCCAGACUCCUAAAACAGAUGUCAUACAGAUAUCUGCAACUGAUCUUGACAGCCAGCUGAAUGGAGAAACAGAAUACACAAUUUUGUCUGGUAAUGAAAACGCGGCAUUUCUAAUUGAUUCAGCACGAGGGACUUUAUCAACUAAUACUGUCCUAAAUCAUGAAAAGGCUUCAUCCUAUAGAUUGGUUGUACAAGUUGCUGAUAAAGGAAACCCCAGGCUUUCAGCCACAAGUAUUGUGAGGAUACAAGUUCUAGACAUUAAUGACAAUGCUCCAAUUAUCCAACCACCUGGCGAAGUGGAGGUCCCAGAAAAUGUCCUGCCUGGUUUUACAGUGAUUCGUGUAUCAGCAACUGAUGUGGACUCUAGCCCAGCACUUCAGUUUGACUUAAUUGAUGAUAAAAGUUCUGGAAUGAAAUUUGCAAUCAAUCAACACACUGGUGUAAUCUCAGUGGUAGAACCAUUGGAUUUUGAAGAAACUGCUGUGUAUAAGCUGGGAAUCGUGGUUUCAGACUCUGUCCAUCAAACAGAAGCAGAACUCACAAUCUGUGUUUUGGACAUCAAUGAUAACCCACCAGUGUUUACUCAGGAUUUCUAUCAGGUGAGCUUGCCGGAGUUCAUUUCAGUGGGUACCACUGUUAUGACUCUCUCUGCUGUGGACAGGGAUUCAGAGCAUAAUGGAAUGGUUUCCUACAAAAUCCUCUCUUCCUCGAAAGGGUUUUCCAUUGAUCACAAGAAUGGUUCUUUGUUCACUACUGAGCCAGUGGCACAUGGGAAAAACAAUGCCUUUAUUCGGGUACUGGUAGCUGCUGUGGACAGUGGCAGUCCUGCUCUGAGCACAGUCACCUCUGUAGAGGUACACAUAGAAGAUGUAAAUAACCAUGCCCCUCAGUUCACAAGGGCACUGUACAGUCUCAGUGUGAGUGAGAGUGCUUCAGUAGGAGAAAGCAUCCUUGCAUUUUCAGCAACAGACUAUGACUGGACAUGUGAAAAUACAUACAUUGAGUACUCCAUUAUUGAUGGCAAUGCUGAGAGCUUAUUCACUGUGGAAACAAGUGUCACGGAGUCAGAAACAUCCUACAAGCUUGUUGGCAAUCUUGUUUUGAGCAAUGUUCUUGACAAGGAAACUACUGCUUCCCAUCGUUUGGUCCUCCUUGCCUCUGAUCAUGGAAAGCCCUCCUUGAACUCAACUGCUACUGUGCUAAUAACUGUAUUGGAUGUCAAUGAUAAUCCUCCAGAAUUUAGCAGCUCGGAGUACCACGUUCACAUCAAAGAAAGCCUCCCUGUUGGUAGCCAUGUCACAGAAGUUUUAGCAAAUGACCCUGAUGAAGGCAGUAAUGCGGAGAUCACUUACUCUAUAAUUUCUGGAAAUGACCAGCGGUAUUUUCGGAUGGAUGAGAAAACUGGAUCUGUGGAUUUGAUGAAAACUCUGGAUUAUGAGGAUACCACGAAAUUUACUUUGCUCAUUCAAGGCACAGAUGGAGGAGCUAAUGUAAAAAAUGUGGCUUUUUCUGUUGUCCACGUUAGCAUCCUAGACGACAAUGAUUAUGCCCCACUGUUUUUGUUUCCCAGCAUGAACUGUUUUGUCAGUGAAAACCUGCCAAGCUUUUCUUUUGUAUGCACUGUCACUGCCUUGGAUUUUGAUGAAGGCUCCUAUGGACAUCUCACUUACUCCAUCCAGUCUUCAUGUUUGGCUCAGCAUGAAGCUCCUGGAGAUGAUCAGAUGUUUUUCAUUGACCCUUUGACAGGAGAUAUUUAUACAAAGCAAACGUUUGACUAUGAAAGUCAGAAUAGGUACUGUCUUGUAAUCCAAGCAAAAGACAAAGGUGUCUUACUGGCCACAAUUACAGUUCAGGUAGAUAUUGAGGGGAGAGAUGAGUUUGACCCAGUUUUUUCACAAGAUCAGUAUUUCUUUAAUCUCCCUAGGAAAAAUGAAGCAGGCCAAUUGCUUGGCAAGGUGAGAGCAUCGGAUAAUGAUGGUGGACCAGAUGGAGUUGUUCAUUACUCCCUGCUAAAAACUUCUGCGUUCUUCUCUGUAAAUCAAAGCAGCGGUGCUAUUUAUUUGACUCAAACUGUUCACCGAAAUAGAAGUGACAGCAAAAGGAAUGAUGACACCUUGGAAUUGUUGGUAAGGGCUCAGAGCCCAAAAAUGGAGUCAAAGUUUGCAGUAUGUACUGUUCUGGUGAAUGUUUCCAAUUCUCCUGAAAGUUAUCCCAGUGUGUCAGCUUACAGUCUGACCAUUAGCUUUUAUGUCUCUCUCAUGAUGUUCCUGCUGCUUUCCUUGCUUGUCAGUGUUAUUGCACUUAUUCUGAGACAUAAGCAGAAAGAUGUGAUGAACUCUUAUGUGAAAAAAGAAACAUUAUCCUCCUCAGCUACUGAUGUGAAUUUGGCCAGAGAACACAUGGUCCUUAAGGACUGUCAGAAUAUCCAAAGUACUGAGAGCGGUGGUAUGCUUCCCAUGGGUGCCAUAGCAGAUUGGCUGAGCUUGUCAGGAAUCAGAGAGAGGAAAGAUGAUGAUGUGCCCUGUGAGCAUUCAGGCUUCAAUGGCCACAGUUUUGCCAGAGGAGAAACUGCAGAGGAUGAAGAAAUAAAAAGGAUCAGUGACCAUCCUUGCAGGAAGAGUGCUGGCUCCAUACUGAGUGAGCGAGACUCCCAGGUGCCAGAUUCAGGGAUCCCAAGGGAGUCUGACCAGCUCUCUUGCCUAUCUGGGGAAACCGACAUUGUGGCUACCAUGCAAUGCAUGGAGAGCAUACAGGCUGUUCAAGGCAAAGGUGGAGAAGCCUGUGAUGCAGCCUAUCCAAGUAACAAAGUGUUGUCUCAGACACUUAAAAAAACUGAAGUAAAAAAGAACAUAUUGACAGACCUCACAAGAGACUGUGCCUUGGUGUCAGAUAGGCAGGACUCUGGGUGUGAUUUGCUUGCAACUCUUAGCACUUCUGAUGAGGACCUCAGGGGCAGUUGCAGCUGGGAUUAUGUGCUCAGCUGGGAGCCCAGAUUUCAGCCUUUCUCCUCAGUCUUUGGUGACAUUGCAAAACUGAAAGAUGAAAGUGGAUGUGUUUGUAGCUUUCCUAAGGAGAAGCCUUUUGUUUUACCUCCUUCCUUGGUAUGUUACCAAGGGAGUAAAUCAGUAGCUUAACCUGGUGUAAGGCCAGUGCCACCACGGAUGCCAAAUGUAGUAUCAGGGCAAGUAUUUAAGAAAUGCCCUUGUUCUCCCCUUAUCGAGAGUCUUGGAUACCCUCCACCAAUGAGGGCCCUCUGUUUUUUUCCUCUAUCUUUGUUUACCAUGCAGACACCUACUGCUUCUGUGUUAAUCUCUGAUGGGAGAAGGCUAGGAAAAUGUCUUAUUUGUCCAAGCAUGAACUUGCAACGGAGGAGGAAAUUAAAGUCUAGGUUAUUAACUGAUGGUAGCUUGUGGAAAAAUAUAUGGCUUGAAAUGUAUUUUUUUUUAAUUUUUUUUUUUUUUGAACAGGCAAAGCAUGCCUGUCAAAACAUCACCACUAUCUUUUCUGUUUUCAUGAGCUGAAAAGGUUAAUAUAUAACAUAGCCACAAAGUUUGUAACAAUCCAUCAUGUUCUUCACAGAAUGUGCUGCCAGUCCAUGAGGUUUCUCCUUUUGCAGCUUCCAACAAGUGUGGUUUCACAUGUAAAUCACACGGCUUGUUGCCUGAAAACCAACUUGAUGAUCAAUUCUAAUGUUUUUAACAAAAUAUGUUAAUAAGAAAUUAAUGUUGAUAGCUGUUUUCUGUGGAAUUUUUUUCUGUGGUUGCAUUAUGAGAGAGUAGAAUCACAGUAUUAUAAAAUAUCCCAAGUUGGAAGGGACCCACAAGGAUCAAGUCCAACCCCUGGCUCCACACAGACCACCCAAAAUCAGGCCAUAUGACAUAGAGUGGUGUCCAAAUGCUUCUUGAAUUCCAACAAGCUUGGGGCUGUGCCCACUGCCCUGGGGAGCCUGUUAGAUGCCCACUGCCCUCUGCUGAAGAUCCUUUUUGUAACCCCCACCUGACCUUCCCAGAUGCAGCUCCAUAAUUUACCAGCACUGAAGUGAGACUGACAGGUCCAUAAUUUACCAGGGUUUUGUUUUUUUUUUCUUCCCAUCUUGAAGAUUGGAACAAUGUUAGCCAGCUUGCAGUCAGCUGGGACCUUUCCCCAUUCCGAAGACCAUUGAAAAUAAUUGAGAUGAUAUUGGCUAACUCUCCAUAGUACCUUGGGAUGAAUCCCAGUAGGCCCAAGGACUUGUAUGUAUCCAGGUGGAGCAGCAAAUCACACACAAGUUUGGAGUUGGCAGGGAUUUUAUUGUUACUGCAGUCACUGUUCUCUAACUCAGGGCACCCAGGGUGUCAGAACAUGUCACUGAUGUUCAAGAGGAAAAAAAAGCAUUACAUGUCUCUGCUCUACGUUUCCAUUCUUAAUAUGACCAUUCUCAUCUGGUCAUAUUAAAAUGACUGUGUGUUCUCUAUGUCUUCCUUUUGUUGUUAACAUACUAAAAAAAGCCCAUCAACAAACAAACAUACUUUCAGUUGUCCCCUUCAGUAUUGGCCAUCUCCCUGCAAAGAUAAGUGACAUCACUGUAGUCCCCCUCAUGUUCGCUGACCUUGCUUCCAGCAGCCAUACACCUUCCACCUAAGCUCUAGAAUAAGAUCACUGUUCAGUCAAACUGGCCUUCUGCCCCACCUGCUUGAGUUCUGGCACUGUGGAAUUGCCUGUUUGUGUACUAAGACUCCAGAAGAGCUGUUACUUUAAAAGUAACCAGGCAUUAAAGGGUACUGGAGUGAUGUGCAAGUUUGGCAGUUUGGGGCAGCAUGUCAUGAUAAUCUGCAUAAUAGUGGCUCACUCAUAGAAACCCUUGGGAAAAAAAAAAAAAAA
Phasianus colchicus (ring-necked pheasant) is the source of this 11668-nucleotide messenger RNA. Lineage: Eukaryota; Metazoa; Chordata; Aves; Galliformes; Phasianidae. The record is from RefSeq and is a predicted model, not a curated record.